This is a messenger RNA of Caenorhabditis auriculariae, 1615 nucleotides long. Lineage: Eukaryota; Metazoa; Nematoda; Chromadorea; Rhabditida; Rhabditidae. The record is from the annotation of a GenBank genome assembly.
AUGGCGCUCGUCAUGUACAAGCUCUUGCUCAUCACUUCCAUACUUCUUAUCGUCGUCGGAGUCCUUCUCACCGGCUUCAGCCUUUUCAGCCCGAUAUGGGAGGUCUGCCCAACAUACACGCUCCAUAUCUGUUUUUUGCUGAGUGAAUGUAGUUUUCAUUAGGCUAUCUACGUAUUAAUUGGAGUUUAGGAUCACUCUAUUUUCCCAUGUCAUACAUUUGUAGAAAAGAGAAUAAAUGUAACUCAAUUAUAAGAUAAUGCGGACGUAGAUGAUAAAACAAAGGUUUUCCGCAUGACUAGCCAUCUCUUGGCGAUAAAGGUCAAUGAAUGGGAAAAUCCUUCUCAAACUUAAGAAUAUCCAAGUCUCCCAGGUGGUUGACUUUCCGCGGGAGCAUCUUUCCCACCAACACGGACUCUGGUGGGAUUGUAUAGUCCACCACAACACAUUGAUCCCUCUGCAUGAGCUGCAGGCCGAGCAAAGAGGUCUUCUGUUAUCGAUCCAAGGUUCUAAUCUCGAGUUCAGGAGAUCGCUGUGACAGCAAGUUGGAUCCGACUGUCCGAGCGACGCUUAGAGUAGCCUUGGACAAGGGCGACAAAGCGUCCAGAGAGCUACUUCUUCAUAGAUUUCUGCGUAAGUUGUUGCGGCAUCGUUUGAGACGGUUCGAUGAAGUUCAGCUCACCACAAGGGCGUUAUCUUCUUCGCCGUGUUCACUUUCGUCUUCGGCGGCAUUGGAAUACUGAUUGGCUCUUGUUCACCCUGUUUCCCGCCGAACGCGCUGCUCUACGUCGUCGCCAUCUUCAUGACAAGUGCUUGUUCCAUCAUGGGAGACGUCAUCUACAUGUUCGCUUUUAACAAAUCGCAGGAAGAGGAGCCUUCAAUUGACGAGACGCAAUAUGAAGAAGCAGGAAGACCUUUGGUAUGAAGCUCAUGAAGGGACUCCACCUUUUUCAAAAUCCAGAAAAGACUGGGCAUCGCCAGCUUCAUCCACAUGACGGCGUCACUCACCUUUGUCUUUGCCUUCUUAACAUCAAUAUUCUGUGCGUACUUUCUGGUUACUUCGAAACACGCAAGAGACGCCUGCUGCACGAGCAAAAAAGAAUAUCAAGAGCAAACGAGGUGAAAUCCAAGAAAAGGAACCGAUAAACUGGGCGAAAACGUAUAAAGCCCAUUCAAAGAGGGUAAACUGAGCCUUUAUAUGAGCAAAAUACGUGUCCAGUUGAAAAUAUUUUCAACCUAAAUUUUUUUUGUUUUUUUGUCGUUUCAAAAAAAGCUUCGUUUUGACAUUGUGCGUUUCAUAAAGAUUAUAAAACUACUCCUGCUUGAAAGCUUGGGAAAUUCUCUAUUUUAUAACAUAUUAAAAUAUCAUUUCUCAUCAUAGAAAAGACGGAGAAAACCAACUGGCAGCUUUGGCUUCCCACUCCUGUAUGAAAUGAAAAAGCAUAUAGGAUCUCUUUAGAAAACAGAGGACUGAAACUGAAGACAAACAAGCUACUCUGUUACGAAGAAAAUCUCUUCUUUUUUCAGAUGGAAAAGCAGUGGAUUGAUCCUGAAAACCGGCAACCAGAGCCAACUUUGCCGUCCAUUCGUCGUGAUCGACGACGACAGUAGUAUUUAA